AUGGAGCGGGAGUUGUUGACCAUGAGUCGUACCCAGAACCUUCGCGAUAUUGAGUCGAACAAUGAGAAAAAGCACUCGCACUGGCGCGAUUGGGCCUUUGUCCUUCUGUGGGGUGCUACUGGCUAUGCGUGCAUCAUUUUGAUGGUGUUGCUCUACUCUAACCCGAAGCUUAUACCCUUCGAUAUCUGUUCAUUGCUGUUUCGCAAGGAGAUUUCUCCAUUCUUCGCAUUCUCGCAAGGAACGGGUCAUUACUCCAAGCCCCAAGGCUUCAAGAUAGUCGCUCUAGUUCCCUUCCAUUACCAUGGGCGUACCGAAAUAUUGGACUGCUAUUUGCAGAAAAACUUGGUCCAUAAUAAUGGAUUUCUUGAUCAGGUCAUCUUUGUGCCGCAGACUGAUGACGCUGUCGACAUGGAAUGGCUUUAUUCGAUCGUGAAUCAAACACCCGAGUAUGCCAUUUCUUCUCGAUAUCAUGAGAUAGAAUGGGAAGUUGCAAAGAAUAAUGUGAUGUACAUCCGAAUCGACGGCGAUAUCGUGUUCCUGGAGGACAACGCCAUUCCGACCAUCGUCAAAACGAAACUCGACAAUCCAAGCACGCUGAUGGUAUCGGCCAAUGUGAUAAACGAGGCAGCUCUCGCAUCUCUCCACAGUCAUCCGGGAACUGCACUCCCAUAUCUACCUGAAUUGUACGAUGUGGAACAACCGUCCCGAUCAAAGCUUCAACUGAAGCACGACUGGCGAGCUUCGAAUCUUCCAAACUGGCAGGGCCCGCCGAGCUUCAAAAUAAGCAAAGACUUUGAUCCGCCAUUUGAAGGGCAUCGCUGGCUACUCCCCAGGGAUGCGGGUUCUGAUCGAGAUCCUAUCGCGAGAUCCGUAUACACCGACACCGGUCCAACCCUGCAUGACUGGACUGUUGGUGCGCAGCAACAUUACUCCUUUUUACACCACCUAGAACACAAUGAUUUGGGCCGUUACAAGUUCCCGAUGUGGGUCGAUCCAACCGAGCCCACCAGCGAUAAUUUUGGGUGCUUCUGGGGUAAUGAUGCAGUGGAUGUGCACCGUAUUUUCCGCAACAACCAAAAUGGAUCCUCCCACAAUUGGCAUAUGUCGGAUGGCUCUCGUCCGCAUAUCAUUAUAGAUGGCAAGGGGCUUGUUUCACAUUAUUCUGCUCGCCAAGGUGCGGCUGGUCUAGACGCCACGGAUCUCAUAACUCGUUACCGAGCAUAUGCGCAGGAGAAAGUGUGUUUGCAGACUGAGUGA
This is a messenger RNA of Penicillium roqueforti, 1257 nucleotides long. RefSeq lists its product as uncharacterized. The record is from RefSeq and is a predicted model, not a curated record. Lineage: Eukaryota; Fungi; Ascomycota; Eurotiomycetes; Eurotiales; Aspergillaceae. The transcript is spliced from 2 exons. The coding region runs from base 1 to 1257 and encodes 418 amino acids.